AUGGCCGACGGCCGAGAAGAGGACCUGCUGGACCUGCUGCAGGCGAUGCAGGCGCAGCAGACGGCCCUCGCCACCAACACGAAACAGCUGCUGGAGCGGUGUCGAGCCGAACAUGCCGGCAGCGCUGGCCGCAAUGCCGAUGUUGACGCCGCAGCAACGGAGAAGACGGCCGGCCCUUCGGAGGAUGUCGCCAUGGGCGGCAUGGCUGACGCCACAGAGAACAGAAGACAGCCAGGACCAGGAAGCGAGGACGAGAAGCAGAGCCGGCCGCAACCACCGCCACAGCGGCUGCCGUCUCUCUGUCGGGGCUGCUACGACGUCUUGCUGACGCUGGUGCACGAUGCCUACGCCACGCCCUCCCACACGCAGUGGUAUGCCGCCGACAAGGACGCCUUUGCGGCUGAGCUGGACCGCCGCCUCGACGACGUCCGCCACCUGCGCGACGGCGCCACCCUUGCACGCGUGGAGGACUGGAUCGACAGCCAGCGACACGCCUGGCUGCGACGCCGUCUGCGCGACGCCGUCGGCAUCCGCGCCCUCGACGAGGCUGUCGAUGGCAGCAGCAGCAGCAGCAACAAGACCAGGCUGCAGCUGCAGACACGGCUUGCCAGCCCGGCGACCGAUCUCAGCCAGCUGCUCCGUGAGCUUCUGGACAGACGAAACGGCCGCAAGACCGACGACGUGGCCGCCUUUGUCGACCUCGACACCGCCCUCGGAAGCGCCCGGAAAGAGGCCGAGACGGCCAUACGGAAACUCCAGCUCGAAUCCUCCACAUCUUCCGCUUCAGCAGCUGCUCGCGGCGCCAUCCUGCGCGACAUCCUCUUCGCGCCCGGAACCACGCCGACCGGGUCGGCCGCCCAGAAGCUCGAGCGCGCCCUGCUCGACGGCUCCGUCGGCCUCGAGCAGGGCCUCCGCGAAGCCGUGCGCACAACCAACACCGGCUCUGCUGCCAUCGCUGGCAGCGUCGUCACCAACGCUGCCGUCACGGCCAAGAUCGAAAAACACCGCAAGCGCCUGGCUGAGCUGCGCCGUGCCAAGGCCGCUCAUGAGGCCCAGAAGAUGAAGCGCCUUCGGCCGCCUGAGAUGCCCUACUUUCUCGAAGGCGACAGCCCGUGCGCCACCUGCAGCCGCACCACAAUUCCCCAGCAGAGCCCCUUUUGCAUCGUCUGCUUCCUCGAGGUCGACUACUGCCUGCGCGAAAAUCACACCGUCUGGUGCUCGCCCUCGUGCAUGGCAAAAACUUAUAUCAAGCACUUUGCCGCUGACCAUCCAUGUGCUGCCGGCGGUCGCUGCUGUCGCACCACUACCACCACUUCCUCGGCCUCGCGCCAGCAGCACUCCGGUCAUUACUUUUGCCGCGAGUGCGUCCUGUCCUUCAGCAUCAACACCUUUUACUGCACCGAGCUCUGUGCCGGCCGCGACUUUCAGCAUCACCGCGAGACGGUCCACCUGCCAAAGCGCGAGAUGCGAGCCGAUCUUUACGACGACCGCGCCGAUCUGUCCUACGGGCCUCAUGGCGGCAGCAAUGUCGUCGCCGCAGACGAUCGCACCAGCAGACCGUCCGACGAGUACACGGCUGCCAACAUCGCGAAGCACGUGCUCUCCAUGGACGAGGCCUUUGCCUCCUGCCAGAAGAAGCACCCUGACUGGCAGCUCGCUGAGACAAAGGUCGAGAUCGUCAUGGCCUCAUAA
Messenger RNA from Grosmannia clavigera kw1407, 1692 nucleotides. RefSeq lists its product as uncharacterized. The record is from RefSeq and is a predicted model, not a curated record. Bases 1 to 1692 code for a protein of 563 amino acids. The transcript is spliced from 2 exons. NCBI's taxonomy places the organism in Eukaryota, Fungi, Ascomycota, Sordariomycetes, Ophiostomatales, Ophiostomataceae.